GCGGAGUUUAUCAACAGUGCUUAAACUAACUAAUUACAAAAGUAGUCAUUAAUGUCUACCAACGAUAAUGAAAGCGACAAUUCUGUGCGUGGGAAAGUGUCGCUGUCGCUCUCACUGGCACAAAUUAAAGGUCCAGUAUCAUUAACUCCGACAUCUAUAUUACCAUCCAGUAGUGGACCAACCUUAGCUCUUAACUUAGAGAAUGUUAGUAAAGGAGUAACGAGAGCAAUUGAUUAUACAUCAGAUCAAUUAUUAAGUUCAGGACCUCGACUAUCAGUAGUUAGUUCUGGUUCUACUUCAGAUUACUUAUUACAACGUCAAAUUAGUCAGGAGGAAUAUGAAGGAUUAACCGAGGAUUUCGAAGGAGACGAAGAUGAUGAAACUGAAGAUCAUGAUACUGAAGAACUACAUAAUAUAAUAAGUGAUAUUAUACGAUAUGAACGUAAUAAUACUAUUAAUGUUAAUUCACUUAUGUCAGAAAUAUCUUAUCUUGAUUUGGAUAUGUUCCCUAAUCCUGAUGGGUUAGUUGAUGAAAUGGCUUAUUAUAGACAACAUAUUGAACCUAGUAAAUCUGAUAGUCAACAAGAAUUUCAUUAUAAGAAUAAGCAUUUCUUUAUAUUCUCAUUAGCGGGGAAACCUAUCUAUAGUUUUAAUGGAUCAGAUGAAAUUAUAAUGGGAUAUAUGGGGAUAUUAACUACGAUAAUCUCUACAUUUGAAGAGAAUAUUAAUGAAGAAAUUAAAUCCAUAAUGGUGGGUGAUAGACUUAAAAUAGUUGCACUUAAUAAGAAUCCAAUUGUGUUGGUAUCUAUUUCAUCCAUCAGUUAUGAAUUAAUGGCUUUAAAUAAAUCAGAUUUGGGUUUAGAAUUAGAUGAUGAAAUUCAAACUAAUGAUGAUAAGGAAGAAAAUCAUACCAUUAGAAGUAAAGAAGAUUUGAUUCUAAUCAACCAGUUAAGUACUAUAUACAAUUAUUUAUUAUCUAUACUUUCAAAGCCGGUCAUUGAAAGAAAUUUUACAAACAGAAUGAAUUAUGAUUUACGAAGGAUCUUGACUUCAUUAGAUUUUCAGAAUAUCGAUGCUUUAUGUAUGCGAUUGAGUUAUGGAUUACCUAUAACCAAGGAAAUUGAUAAUAACUUACUAGAUACUUCAAGUUUUGGUUUUUUCAUUAGUGAAUUAUUAGAUUCAUCAAUACAAAGUAUAAAUAUCACCAAUACAACAAGAACAAGGUUAAAUAACAUAUUAUUAUCUUGUAAGAAGCUAAAGAUAAAACAACCAGAAGAAGUCAAGUCCGAUGCGAUUUCAUCCUACUUUUCUAGUGUAACAUCUUCAGCCGUAGAAGAAAAGUAUUUAGCUGAAGAUUUAUUAUUUUCAUUAUUAUCUACUUCCAAUAAAAUCCUUGGAUAUAUGAAACCAAAAAAUCAUUCGUUAUCUAAUGAUGAUCUUAAAAUAGUAUUAAAUUUAAUUAGUUCUAGUCUGAAUUCUUUACAAUUUACUGAAGACUUAUGGGUACCAUUAUGUUUACCAAAUUUUAAUCCUAAUGGAUUUUUAUAUGUAUUUGUUAAACGAAUCAAUUUAUCAGAUUAUUUUAAAUCAGGAAUUCAAGUUCAACCAUUAGACAUUGUACUCAUAAGUAGUAACAAGAAUUCAUUCUAUCAAAUGCAAGAAGUUUCCAUUCAUAUAAUUUAUAUGAUUAUUAAAAAUGUGGAUGUUUUAAAUACCCUUACACAAGAGUUAAUUAGUUCAAGUAAAUUAUCCAUAUAUAAGGAUAUUAAAGUUCCAACCAUCAAACAUUUCAUUUACAAAUUAAAAAAAUCUAAUCAGUUUAUUAUGAAUGAUAUAAUCCAUGUCAAUAACGAUAGAAGUAUGAAUAGUAUAUUACAAUUGAUAUAUUUUUACUCGGUAUUACAUAAUACUAAAUCAGUCAAGAUUAGAAGUAAAUUAAGGUCAACAUAUAAUAAGUCAAAUAUAUCAUCAACUACAAUCCCAUCUGCUACUUUAUCUGCUAUUCCAAAUAUGAAAUUAACAUACACUCGAUGGAAUUUUCCUCAUACAUCAGUUACAGGGUUUAUGUUAUCUGAUAAUGAUUAUGAGUUCUAUUGUCUUUGUAACGUUCCUGUAAGUUCUAAAGAUUUAAUCACCCAUACCUUAAAGAUCAUAAAAUGGUGUGAAAAGAAUAAAAAGCGUUUAUUUUUUGGAUCGGGAGUAGUAUUUUGAAAAUUUUGGUUUCUAUAUAUAU
Messenger RNA from Scheffersomyces amazonensis, 2233 nucleotides. RefSeq lists its product as uncharacterized. The record is from RefSeq and is a predicted model, not a curated record. Gene Ontology annotation, cellular component: Mon1-Ccz1 complex; fungal-type vacuole membrane. The coding region runs from base 52 to 2211 and encodes 719 amino acids. Lineage: Eukaryota; Fungi; Ascomycota; Pichiomycetes; Serinales; Debaryomycetaceae. Gene Ontology annotation, biological process: protein targeting to vacuole; vesicle-mediated transport. The transcript has a single exon.